AUGAGCCGUCUUCCGCCUCCGGGCGGCUUCGGCUACGAUCACGUUCCAUUGUGGAAGCCGUUCGGUUACCCGACUAAGAUUAGCGUCGCACUGGUUACGGCACGGAAAACUUUGCUCCCUCGGCAUUUGGCUUUGUCGCUCCGCGUCCGAUCUUCCCUCUUCCGCGAUUCGACUCUGCACCAAGGUGAUAUCGGUGGUAGCAGCAGCAGUAUGGACGAUGUCUCGUCGCGGCACUCGUCGCCACACACGUAUAUUCGCACUAGAGUUGCCAAUGCUUGCGAUAGUUGCAAGGCAAGAAAAGUCAAAUGCGAUGGAAAGUUGCCGUGUAGCUACUGCUUGCGUCGUCAGCGUCCGUCCACUUGCCGGUACUCUCCCCAGCAAAGACGACGAGCGCCGGCCCCGACGCCGAGAACACCGCCUCCGUCUGUGCAGACUGUCCCCGAUGUACAGACCGAUGCCCGGACAGAGUCUACUCACGAUCCAUUGGCCGAGGAGGAGACAGAGGUGCCACGAGAAGCACGACUCUUAUGUGAUGCCCAGGGCAAACUGAUCUUUAUUGGAGACUGUGCACCCUUGUCAUUCUUUCAGACAGUCCGCCAGCUCGUCAAUACCCGCGUGGAUCCUCAUGUCUUCGCCCAUCAGACUGAAAACCCCCCCUUCCGGCCGCCCGCUCAUUACUCCGGCAGUGGUGAACCCGACCUUCAUCCAAGAACUAUCCCUCAGGCCGUUGCUACGUACCAUGCAGUUACCAGUGGCCUCGUUGAUCUUUUUGAUCACACUCGCCUCGCGGACACCAUCUGCUCAUGGGCUCAGCAGAGUCACCGACCACAAGAUGUUGCAUCCGCAGCGUUCUAUCUUGUCCUCGCAAUAGGAUAUCAAUCUGCGGAAGAGGAUCUCGCAUCAGGAUACUUUGAGUAUGCGCGCAGCAACGCCCUAACAAAUCUCAGUGGCAACAUCAAUGUUCCUACCAUUCAAACGUUUAUCCUUGUCACUCUUUAUAUGUUGGGAUCUUGUCAAAUGAACGGAGCUUUUCUUUUUUUCGGCAUCGCAGUAAGAGCCGCAUAUUCUAUUGGGAUCCACCGCACAGAGAUAAACUCCCGUUUUGGACCCGAGAUCCAGAGACAACGAGAUCGGCUAUGGAAAAGUUUGCGCAUCUUGGAUCUAUUUCUGAGUACAUCUAUGGGUCGGCCACCUGCGACUUCAGAUAUCGACUGCAGUGUGCCUUACCGUGCCAUGGAGGAUGCCAACGGCCAAGAAACCUUCGAUAUCCUCGAUGCCUCGGCUCAAAUUUUCCUCAUCACUGAAGGCAUAGUAGUUGAGGUGUAUUCGAGAAAGAAGGUCUCUUAUCAGUUGACUGAAGGUAUUUCUAGACAGCUGCGGGACUGGUCCCUUCGCUGGCUCCAGAGAUUAAAGGAUGUUGUGUCCAACUCCCAGAACGAGGAGGACCCAAGCAAAGUCACUGGAGCUUGUCAGGUUCUUUGUUCAUACUACUAUGCCGUCAUUCUAGUGUCACGUCCCUUCCUCAUGUAUGAACUACAUAAACGAUUGACAGAGGGAUCGUCCGGAAGCUCAGCUGGCAGAAACGGUCUAGUUUCCGGCAAAUCUAAGCUUGCCGAUGCAUGCAUCGAUGCAGCAAGUUUUAUGGUCGACAUACUGGUCGGCUUAACGGAGAAAGGUUACCUCGACGGGCAAAUGCCGUUAAUUGUGUCUUGGCUCUUUGCUUCUUCCCUCAUAUUGGGAGUCGGUUUACUAGGAUCUUUCGGUCGCAUUCUUGAAAAGUAUACCCGCAACUCCAUCAUGGUACUCGAACAUUUUGCCAAAAGAGAUGCGCAUGCUUCUCAGUACUCUCUCAUUGCCAAAUCCCUUUUAAACGCAGCUCUUGACUAUCUGGAGAAGAAAGAGCUUCAGGAGCGGCUUCAGAGGACGGAAAGCUCCUCGCAACUGUUUGGGCUCGUGCCACGAGACAGCGCCGAAGCUGAGCAAGUCCCCCAUUCUUCCUCGCAUGACCACCCAUCGACCAUGAGCACCGACCGCCAAUCAACGGGCAAAGCGUCUAAUUCUAUUUCGGGCUUCCUGGGCCUGGGCUCUCCGCCCUUCGCUGACAUGGAUGCAUCAUUUUUAACUUUGUCAAGCUCACUUCCCCGGACACCGGACCUAUCCAUUCUUGAUGGGAGAAACGACGGAGAUCACGGGUUCGGUGAUCUUAAUUUAUUCCAACUCCUCGAUGGCGAUGGCCACAUCGAUCUUGGCCCUUAUAUAUAA
This is a messenger RNA of Colletotrichum truncatum, 2262 nucleotides long. Its product is annotated as fungal specific transcription factor domain-containing protein. The record is from RefSeq and is a predicted model, not a curated record. Gene Ontology annotation, biological process: DNA-templated transcription; positive regulation of transcription from RNA polymerase II promoter by galactose. Gene Ontology annotation, molecular function: DNA-binding transcription factor activity, RNA polymerase II-specific; zinc ion binding; RNA polymerase II cis-regulatory region sequence-specific DNA binding. NCBI's taxonomy places the organism in Eukaryota, Fungi, Ascomycota, Sordariomycetes, Glomerellales, Glomerellaceae. Gene Ontology annotation, cellular component: nucleus.